Molecule: messenger RNA, 2862 nt
Organism: Cryptotermes secundus
Lineage: Eukaryota; Metazoa; Arthropoda; Insecta; Blattodea; Kalotermitidae
Exons: 5
Coding region: 712-2136 (474 amino acids)
Source: RefSeq, a predicted model, not a curated record
GUUCAAACGCAGAUACGGACGACCCGGACGACCACGGAUCAAAGGAGGAAUAGGCAACAUAACGCUGAUGUUAAAUAAAAACGUCUCUUGAGUUCGGGCGGCUUAAGCCCCGUGCAGUGUACGGGACCCGCUUGACGUGCCACGCCUCCGGACCAAUGAGACUUGCUCCGCUGAGUCUGAGCAGAAGUAAUUAGAGACUGGAUCGAUGUGCUUCUGUCAUUCUGUGUACAGUAUCGGACAUGACUCCACGGGAAGCGAUCGUACUUUGAUUUAGGUUCCUGGCAACCUCCUGGACCGUCCCAGAGAUUCGAUCGUGAGUUCAAGGCCAAGCGGCUGGGGAAUUGGGAGGUUCCGAAGUGGUACCCCGACCGUCCGAGGCCUCCCAGAAAGACACCCACCCGAAUCAUAGUGAACGAACGCGGUCAUCUUCUUCCAGGAAUUCAGCGUGCUCCUGGGGACUCCGCCUGGGGCAACUACAAAGGCACCUGGGACUUGCCCAAAAAGAUUUCCCGCAAGCUGGCAUACGAGUUGACACAACCGCCUUUAUCACGCCUCACCCCAUGGGAACGCCGUUCCUCCCACGUUCCUUUGACAACGCCCGGCACAGUUGUGAGCACACAGGUGGAGGAUAAAGAGGGAAAGACCGAGGUUUCGCUUCCUCAGCACGGAGACAAGGAAAAUAAUCCAACUGGUGGUCACGAUGAGGACAUCAUGAAGCCUAAGAGCAGUGGUGCUACUCCUCCAGGAUCCGCGGGGCCACUUUGUGUGGCCGGACACUCUGCCACUUCUUCGAAGUUGACGGGGGUCACGCGUCACGAUUCGAUCAACCACAAAUCCCGAACUCCUACGCCUGUCAACAACACACACCCCCCUACACCACUACUUCCCAAACCACACACCCCUACGCCACCCCUGCCAACAAAGUCUCACACCCCGACGCCACCAAUUUCCACAAAGACUCGCCCUCCUACGCCACCCACGGGCCUCAAGCCUCCCCUUGCCGGCGCAUACUCGAACUUCCAGAUAGCGAAGCAGCUGCACCGGGAGAACCUGCAGCACCGGCCGCUGCCAGACACAGUGGACGACAAGCAGUAUCGCGCCCUGGAGGCAAACAGGGCGCCAUAUCCUGGGAAGGGUCUCCAGGUGGAGCCUCCGCGGGUAUCAGCGGUGGGGUACCGAGGUUACGGAGCAUCGGGUCCGUCCCAGUGCAGUAAGCUGAGGGUGUAUCGCCCCAAAACAGCUGUCCAGCUGGAGGAACGCAAGCAAGUGGAAGAAACAUUACCCCGCCGUCCUAGUACUGGCCGCGUGUCGGAUAUGCAGCUUGCCAUCUGCUGGGACCUGAAGCCCCCACGCGAGGAGGAUGAGCCCCGUCCUUCAGCCCACAUAGACGGCAGCAAUGGUAGCGUCGCGCCCGCCGUGUUCGCCCUGGUGCGCCAACCAUCUCCUGACCACGGUACCAAGGAAAACGGCGACGGGAAGCAGGGCUGUGAGACCAAGCAGGAUUGCGUCACCAAGGAGGGCUGUGAGACCAAGCAGGAUUGUGGCACCAAGGAAGGCUGCAACACUCCACCGGGUAAUGGCGAAAGCAUCUUCAAUGUGCUUCCAAAGAGUGCUUGGGGGGAAACUAAAGAGAACAAUAGCCCCAAUGUGGGGAGUGUCCAUAGAAGAAACGACAGCGCCGGAACUGAGUGCCAGCAUACUUCAGCAACACUAGAACGCCGCAAGGAGCACCAGAGUUCUCCCAACCUCAUGACGACUGGCCACAAGCCAGCUAAGCGCUUGCUCGGAGCACGCCCCUGUAUGGCCUGCGAACUGAAGCAACUACCCCCACAAUACCGCCCCCGGUCCGAAUACAAGAUGGCCUUCAAAGCGGGUAAGCCCAGCAACAGCUUCGACAGCGGCAGGGCCUGUCGCCCACAGACAGCUGCGGCCAAACAGGUACACGUACCCAAGCCCCGUGCCCCGUUCGCCAAGAGGAGCUACUCUAUCGAUACUCUGAGGCCACCGUUCAGCCUCUGGCCUGGACACAUGGGGCAAGGAUAUCCGGAGCACUGGAGGCUAGCCUCCGUGUACCAACACGCCUACAAGCCGGUAGAAGCCAGAAGGAAACCACUUCUGGCUAGCGUAUACCAGUAGUGAGCGCCAUUAGAUACCAUAGGGAUCUGUGAACCACUCUCUGUCAACAAGUAACACAGUUUCUGCCUGUCAGGCAUUUUGUUACUAUUCUGAAUACACUUGAAUCACUUUUACUGAUAAUAUUUCGGAUAUUUGUAAAGGUCAUUACUCUACGAACCAAGGGUACAUCAUGCCGUGUGUAGGCAACCUUAUGGAAGAAAAAUCGUGUCUAAGUAUGUCUGAAUUUCCCACCUGUGUAUGAACGUCGGAAGUAUGUGGAAAAUAGAAUCUAGUAACUUUCUAACUGUGAUGUAUCAGUGUAGGUCACGAACUAACAGCAACGUACCCUCAUUCCAAUACAAGGCCAGUGUGACAGCACAAAGAACCAACCUGGUGUGACAUAAAUUAAAACCCUCAAGCCUUCUGUUUGUGUUAAACAAAAAUAUCUGCCAAUCUUUUAUUCAUACUGGCAGUGAUCUGAACCUGUUAUGGAUCAAUGUAUGAGCAAAUAAAACUGUUUUAAUAAUUAUGACAAAAAUGACAGUUUUCAUAACAGUAUCUGGAAAUUUCAUAUCAUGGGCAGUUAACUGUGAAGACAUUUUUGAGAAGUUGAUCUGGUUUAUCUGAGAAGGGGCCUACACUUAUGCUGGCCCAGUCAACAAAAAAACGACACUUAUGUGAUACUUCAAGCAGUUAGUUACUGGCUUCCCACCGCAGCGGCCCAGGUUCGAUCCCGGGUCUGGUCAA